This is a messenger RNA of Anolis sagrei ordinatus, 10205 nucleotides long. RefSeq names its product solute carrier family 6 member 17 (gene SLC6A17). Gene Ontology annotation, biological process: sodium ion transmembrane transport; proline transport; L-leucine transport. NCBI's taxonomy places the organism in Eukaryota, Metazoa, Chordata, Lepidosauria, Squamata, Anolidae. Gene Ontology annotation, cellular component: synaptic vesicle; plasma membrane. The record is from RefSeq and is a predicted model, not a curated record.
UCACAGAUGAGCAACUUCUGAAGUCCAUUCUCGAAAUCCAAAACCUGUCUUUGAAAUAUACUACCUCCAUCUUGCUUUCACCACUUUCUUCAUAGCAUUGGAGAGGUUGAGCUAGACAGUCCCAAUGCCUAAGAGCAGCAAAGUGACCCAGCGGGAACAAAGCAAUGAACCUGUCACAGAAUCAGUGGCUGAUCUACUGGCCCUUGAGGAACCUGUGGACUAUAGGCACAGUGUCCUAAAUGUGGCUGGAGAAAACUGGAGCAAACAGCAGCCAGAUGUGGAGGAGCCUGUUGAGGAUAGGCCAGCAUGGAACAACAAGCUUCAGUACAUUUUGGCUCAGAUUGGCUACUCAGUGGGAUUGGGGAAUGUAUGGCGGUUUCCAUAUUUGUGUCAAAAGAAUGGUGGAGGUGCCUACCUUGUUCCGUACCUGAUACUGCUCAUCCUCAUUGGAAUCCCUCUGUUCUUUCUGGAGUUAGCCGUGGGCCAGAGAAUCCGCCGUGGCAGCAUAGGAGUGUGGAAUUAUGUCUGUCCCCGGUUAGGGGGCAUUGGAUUUGCCAGCUGCCUAGUCUGCUUGUUUGUUGGGCUCUAUUACAAUGUGAUCAUAGGGUGGAGCAUCUUUUACUUCUUCAAAUCUUUCCAGUAUCCUUUGCCUUGGAGCGAGUGCCCUCUCUUAAAAAACGGCUCAGUAGCAACUGUGGAACCAGAAUGUGACAAAAGCUCUGCUACAACCUAUUUCUGGUACCGUGAUGCCCUGGAAAUUUCAAAUUCCAUCUCAGAGAGUGGUGGACUUAAUUGGAGAAUGACCUUAUGUCUACUAUUGGCUUGGAGUUUGGUGUGUUUGGCUAUGAUCAAAGGAAUCCAGUCUUCAGGAAAGGUGAUGUAUUUCAGCUCCCUCUUUCCUUAUGUGGUGUUGAUCUGCUUCCUGGUCCGAGGGUUGCUCUUGAGGGGAGCAGUAGAUGGGAUUGUGCAUAUGUUCACUCCCAAGCUUGAUAAAAUGUUGGAUCUCCAAGUCUGGCGAGAAGCAGCCACUCAGGUCUUCUUUGCUCUAGGUCUGGGUUUUGGUGGAGUUAUUGCUUUCUCCAGUUACAACAAACAGGACAACAACUGCCACUUUGAUGCAGCUCUUGUCUCCUUCAUAAACUUCUUCACCUCUGUCUUGGCCACACUGGUAGUCUUUGCUGUGCUGGGCUUCAAAGCUAAUGUCAUGAAUGAGAAGUGUGUGGUUGAGAAUGCUGAGAAGAUCCUGGGUUAUCUGAACUCCAAUGUCCUGAGCCAUGCACUCAUUCCACCCCAAGUGAACUUCUCCCAUCUCACAUCCAAGGACUACACUGAGAUGUAUGGUGUGAUAAAGACGGUAAAAAAGGAUCAUUUCCAGAAGCUGGGGCUGGAUCCCUGUCUACUGGAAGAUGAGCUUGACAAGUCUGUGCAGGGGACUGGGCUCGCAUUCAUAGCUUUCACGGAAGCAAUGACCCACUUCCCAGCUUCUCCUUUCUGGUCAGUGAUGUUCUUCCUGAUGCUGAUAAAUCUGGGUUUGGGGAGCAUGAUUGGGACCAUGGCUGGCAUCACCACACCCAUCAUUGAUAUGUUCAAAGUGCGUAAAGAAGCAUUAACAGUUGGCUGUUGCAUUUUUGCUUUCUUUGUGGGGUUGUUAUUUGUGCAACGGUCAGGCAACUACUUUGUCAACAUGUUUGAUGAUUACUCUGCAACACUGCCCCUCACUCUUGUUGUCAUCUUGGAGAACAUUGCAGUGGCAUGGAUUUAUGGUACCAAGAAAUUCAUGCAAGAAUUAACUGAAAUGCUAGGUUUCCGUCCUUAUCGUUUCUACUUCUACACAUGGAAGUACAUCUCUCCCAUCUGCAUGGCAGGCCUAAUGACAGCCAGUAUAAUUCAGCUAGUCGUCUCUCCACCAGGUUAUAAUGCCUGGAUCAGAGAAGAGGCUGCAGAGAAAUUUCUCUAUUAUCCAAAAUGGGCCAUGGGCGUCCUUGUCUCCCUGAUCAUACUGGCUAUCAUUCCUCUUCCCGUAGUCUUCAUUCUCCGUCAGUUCCAUCUAAUAUCAGAUGGUUCCAAUGCACUGUCUGUCACGUACAAGAAGGGGCGUAUGAUGAAGGACAUCUCCAACUUAGAAGAUAAUGAUGAGACCCGUUUUAUCUUGAGUAAAGUACCGAGUGAAGCCCCAUCCCCAAUGCCUACCCAUCGUUCUUAUCUGGGCCCAGGGACGACAUCUCCAAUGGAGAUGAGCAAUGUAGCCAAUGGACGCUACAGUGGUGGGUAUCUUACGGCUACCACCCCUGAAUCUGAACUGUGACCAUCAACAAGCUACCCACCCCUACUUACUGAGUGAAGGAGAGGGGGCCCUAGAGAAAGAAACUGAACUUUAGGAAUCCCUUCCCAGAAUUUACAGCAGUCAGGGACCACUUGGUGUUGAGAGGGUAUAAAAGCUGGGAAGGGUGAAAGCCUUUCUUCUGGCCAUCUCUAGCCAAAAUGUCAGAGCCCUCCUCAGUGAAUAAUAAUAAUAAGACAAUGCAAUAAAUUUUAUGGGCACAAGGACAAUUUUAGCUAAUUGGUACUGAAAACAUUUUUAAAAAUCACUCAUAUUCAAGCAAUCAGAGAAUUGAAAGAGGAAGCAAAACAAGGCAACAGCCAAAGAAAAGAUGUCUUGCUUCCCAGAAGCUCUGUCUGUGUCCAUGCCUUUCCUCUAGUUAAAAGAAGCAUUCCCAUCUCAUUCAGCUGAGUACGUCUAAGCACUUCUAUUCAUAGCACAAGGAAGGCUUUAUCAGACAACCUAUGGUUUUAAGCUUUGAUGAUAUCCAGUUUGCACACUAGCUUUGGUGAAUGCUUCUUACAAGUCUGGGCCUGAUAUAUAGUCUAUUGACAGCACAUUACAAUGCCCAGUGGUGGGGAAACCAAAGCUGAUGGGGGACCAAAAACUGUAAGAGAACUGAAGGGAUGUUGUUUCAGUGAAGUUUGCAUUGAUAUGCUUGCUAAUAUUACAUGCAGUUUCCUUUACCAAAAGAUGGCUCAAGCAAUAGUAUAAAGUAUAAGUUCGGUUGUGUGCCAUGUGUGUAGGGGAGAAUCAAGGAAUCUUGCAUGUAGGGCAGAAUAUUUGCCAUCAGUGUCAUCACUCCUAGUCUCAUUUCUCUAGUUCAGACAUAUAAUGACAACUCUUCAGGAGCAGCUACUCUCUGCUGCAGCCUUCCUUCAACCUGGGGCCCUCCAGGUGUGUUCGGUUUACUGGGGACAGUGGAAAUUGCAAUCUAACAUACUGAAAGUAUCUGUUUGUGGAAUGUGGCUCUAGAGCUACACUGAAUGUAUGCAAGGGGCUUUUUGCAUUAUUAGUCUGAGGGAUAGUAAAAGCACAUUUGAAAAAUGACUACAUCUUCCUUCAAGAUAGCACUCACCCAUAUGUUGGGUCUGUCACAUUUUCUGAGUAACAUGUUACAUUUUGUGGCUCAGAAAAUGUCAUGCCUCCUUCAGAUGCUGCAUUCUUUGCUUUUGUAAUAGAAGGGUGGAAUGUAGAUGCAGAUGUGUAAGAGUCACCCAUAAGAUAUAGCAAUUACAUUAUUAAUAACUAAUGACACAGGUUCGGUCUCUUGCUUAGUCAUAUUCAGUUAAUGACUCAAGACCUGCAGUGCCACUCUUUAAAAAACCUCUUCUUAAAAGUUUUAUAUUGUUAUUCUUUUAGCUAGUUGGCUGUUGUACAAUUUAAUAAUGUGGGAGUGCACGCAUAGAGAGAUCCUUUUUUCAAAACGUUCAAUAUUGCCACAUGAUUUUAUAACCGUUUAAAGGUGUAUUUUUCCCUUUCUUAAUUUGGUGUUUCAACAUUCCUCUGUUGCACUGUUUGUGUGUGUGCACCUAGUCUGAUUUUUUAAAGUGGAAAACAGUGAAAAGGCUACUCUUUUACCACCACCAUAAUAAGGAGCCCCCAGUGGCGCAAUGGGUUAAACCCUUGUGCCGGCAGGACUGAAGACCGACAGAUCGGAGGUUCAAAUCCGGAUAGAGUGUGGAUGAGCUCCCUCUGUCAGCUCCAGCUCUCCAUGUGGGGACAUGAGAGAAGCAUGCCACAAGGAUGGUAAAACAUCAACAUCCUUACAGAUGGCCAAUUCUCUCACACCAGAAGCAACUUGCAGUUUCUCAAGUCGCUCCUGACAUGAAAACAAACAAAAAAACUACCAUAAUGAAACAGUGUACUUUACAAAGAGAUCCCAUGCUGUUAUGGCAUCAUUGUGUAGUUGCUAAUAUCCAAAAAAGUGUAAUUUGUAUUUUAAAAAAUAGUUUUUAAAAAGUCUCCAACCCUUCCUAUUUGGUCAGGAAGCUCUUUUUAAUGUUUAGUCUCAAUUCGUUUUCUUGAAUUUUGAACCUAUAUUUGGCAGCAGCAGAAAACACAUUUGCUCCCAUUUUCCUCUAUGAUAACCUUUCAAAUAUUUGAAGAUGGCAAUCAUAUCUCCUCUUCAGCUAUGAGUCACUUGCCUUGAUAAGAAUGUUUUGCCAAACCAAACUAAAGACUGCAGAUUCAAGCCUUCUUACCUGCUUUCCCCUUGCAGUUGUGCUUAGAAGUGCAACAUAAUGAGACCAUGUGAAGCAAGCAUUAAACAUAAGCCCAUGCACUUAUUCCCAGUGUGAUCUUGGGAGCUGUUGGUUUUUUCACAUGUAUUUCUGGAUGGUGCUAACAUUUCUCCAUAUAGAUGGUUGUGGCAAUAUGCAGACAGUCAGGUUGCCCUUGGAGUAUGACCAACUCUGAUUAUAUUAUGGUAGUGAAAACUCAGAAGGAAUAAGGAAAUGGCUAGAGGAAAGCAGAGGAUAUCUUUGUUCCAAAUAAUCAAGAAGUAUUGGUGCUUCAGCUUUAGGAACCCUUUAAAACUGGUCCGUAACCCCUUCCUUAUAAUUCAAGAACUGAUUGGAAGUGUAUUGAGAUUUUGCUUUCCAAAAUCUAAUGGGUUACCUGUGUAGAGCUGGUUCCUCUCCUUCUUGACAUACUUAUUUUUUGAUUUGGAUUGGGAAAUUCAAGUAAAGAUUCAAAAUUUGGACUCAGAGCAUCUGAAUGGAACUAUUACCAAUACACAGGCAUUUUCUUGUAAAAUGGCUGAGAGGAUAACAGAAGAGGGUUCAUUGACCCUUCCCAACUGUUUUAUCAUGGUAACCUGUGAGUUUUGAAAGAAAGGAGCCAUUCAUCUGAAAGAACUGCUGUCUUAAAGGUUUUUGUGUUGUCAAAGGCUUGCAUGGCCAGAAUCACUGGGUUGCUGUGAGUUUUUUGGGCUGUAUGGACAGGUUCCAGUAGCAUUUUUUCCUGGUGUUUCACCUGCAUCUAUGGUUGGCAUCUUCAGAACCUCUACUAGAACAUGGUCGGUCAUACAGACUGAAAAACUCACAACAACCCAAUGAAAGGUUUUUUAUUUUUACAUUUAAUCCCUCUCCUCCCAUCUGAAUGCAUGAAUGAGUACACAGACAUGUACACAAAGCAAAUACACUCAUCCUCCCUCCCAUCUCAGUGUUUUCAGUGCUAAUCAGCUGGAGAGAGUAAAGGAUGGGAGAGGCAUGAAACAGACUAUGAAUUCCUUAUACAUGGGAUAAUCACUUACACUUACUUAUUUCUCACACUACUAUCCCGCUUUUCUGCCAGUGAGUUCUUGGCAGAGUUAUUGAGUAACCUUGGUUUAGUUAUUUUCUCUCAAACUGACCUAGAAUCAUAGAGUUUGAAGACACCACAAGGACCAUCCAGUCUUAUCCCAUUGGACUAUUGUGUGGAUCAAAUUGAUAGGAGAGGAACCAUGUGGGUUAAGUCAGACCAGGAGAGAAGGACUAAUCCAAGGAUACUCUGGAGAGUUUCACAGCAGAGUGGGGAAUCCGAAUCUCCCACAUUCCAGUACAGCACUUUAAUGACUAAAGCACAUCGAUUAACUCCUAGAAAAAGCUCAGGACUUAUGUUAUUGUUCUUUUCCCCAGCCCAUAUUUUUCUUCCCCCUCUUCUGAGGUCAAGUCAUCUUCUUAAGCAAGGAAACUUUUAGGGACUUGACCGCCAGAGAUAUAUGUAUUUCUGCUGGUCCAGAUUCUUUGCUUAUGCACAUUGGCAUAUUACUUGAGAAAUUCCGUAAGAUGACCAGAGCCAAAUCAAAAAUCAAUGCACCUCCACUGGAGUGGGUAAAAGAGACCUGCGAGGGAAGCAGGUCUGUGUUGCAUUUCUAUGGUAUCUUGGUCACAGUCUCAUGGGCCAUACCUGCCAUUUUGCAAGGGCCCACUGCACUUCAUGCUCUUAUCUAAUAGAGCAAUGGCAAUGGGAAGACAAAGAGACAUUAUAUUAUGUGUGUGUAUAUGUAAAUAUAUAUAGAAUAACUCAUAGAUUCUAUUUCUAUUGUAUAUUUAUUCUGUAAAUGGUGUUGUAAAUUCUGUUAAAUGACAUAUUCCAAGAGUGAUAAUGUGAACUAUUUUCAUUCUCAGUGCUGUACAGAUAUAUUUUAUUGUAUAUUUGAUAUAUUUAUAAUUUUUUAGUGUAUGAUUGGUGACCACACCCUGCUGAGCUGCCCACUUGGGGGGUGGGUGGGGGAGCACUAAGGGGCACUGCCUUCAUUAUUUCUGUGGAAAUGUUAACAGUAUUAUAUUGUGGCAUUUUGCUAGGCUUUAGAAUUGGAAAGUGGUGGGACUCAAUGUUAGAUGCCUUGAGCAAUCACUCCAUGGACUCUCUCUGUGUUAGAGCUUGUAGCUGCUGUUGCGUUUAUGUUUGUUAUACUAGGAUGAGCAUAUCCUAUAAUGCUGUCACUUACAAGGCCAUUCUGUAGCUUUUCGUAUUGUGAAUAUUAUCUGUCAGUGAGUGUGGCUUAAGAACAUCCCCAAAUCGACAGCUUAUUCUGAAAGGUUGUGCAGUCAUGUUCAGGAUAUAUAGCAGGGAUGGGGAAAACGGUCCUCCAGAUGUUUUUGACUACACCCCCCAUCUUCCAUUACUUUUAGCCAUUGUGGGUGAGACUGAUGGGACAUGGAGUCCAAUAAUAACUGGAGGGCUAUGUAUUUUUCACUCCUGCUAUGUAGCUACAAGAAUGAAUAAAAAAUUAUGGUUGUGUCUAUUGUGGAUCCGAAAUACAUAAAUGAUAAUAGAUGGGGAGCUUCAGAAGUCAAUAUUUCUUUUAAAAACACCUUGCUCUUUCAUAUAGAGGGGUCAUAAGAUCUCUAUUUAGAUGCAGGUAGCUGUUGCUUAACAGAUAUAUGAUAAGAAGUGUCCAAACUUUGCAAAAUAAGUAGCUAUAAUCAUAUAAUGAGUAGUCUAUGAUAUUCUCAGUUGACCUGGAGUAUUCUCAGUAAUUACUCCCAUCUGUCAUUUACCUGAAUCUGUAGCUGUUACCUGCCCAAAAUGGACACUCUAAUGUCUUAUAGCACAGGCGACAACUUUGUGAAGCACAAAAGACCAGAAAGAAAAACUAGUACAUUAGCAGCCACUUCCACCAAUGCAAUAUAUUCAGAAUGUAUCCCAUAGUUCCUGUUUUGCUUACUAGAUGAAUCCACAUGACAGGGAUAUUAAAUAUACCAUUAUCUUGGCCAUUUGGGCACAAUCAAUUCACAUUGGGUUUUUACAUUUUAGCACAGCCACAUAAAUAUUUACAGCUGCAAUCUUUUGCUCACUUACAUGAGGUUGUUCCAUUAAACUCAGUGGGACUUACUUCCAAGUAGAAUGUAUUGGGUUCUGUUGUAUGUUGUUGAAUUGUUUGCCAUAGAAAGGAAUUUCAGCCACAGCUAAGCACACUUAAUUGAAAUGGGCCUUUAAUCUUUCCAAUAAUGCAGCUCCUGAUAAUAGCACAAGCAGCGGAUACAAUCUACAUGCCAAUCCAGAAAAUGGAUUCUCUAUGUAGUAGCACACUUCCCCACAUGAAUCUUUUUUUUCCAGUUCAGAACACACGAGCACAAUGUACAUCCUGGGAUGCUCAUCCAAAUAUUGGUGGCAUCUGUUCGCAUUAUGUUGCUUUCACACUGAUGUGCAUCUUUCAGCCCCAAUGGGUUGCAAAUAAUCAAAUGAUCAAGUGGUCAGGACUGGAUGGAUAGAUAUAGACCAGGCAUCCUCAAACUGUAGCCCUCCAGCUGUUUGAGUCUCCAACUCCCAUAAACUCUAACAAGCUUGUUCAAUUGUCAAGAAUUCUGGGAGUAGAAGGACCAAACAGCUGGAGGGCCACAGUUUGAGGAUGCCUGGCAUAGACUCUAGAUGCACCAUCACUUCAUAUCAUAAGCCCUUAUAUCUUGCCUUGAAAGAGGAUUGAAGCCAAAGCUUUUAAAGGUUAAAGCAACUCAGUUUUGUUUGAGGAUGAGCUUUUCAGAUUGCUGCUAAAAAAAACCUAUUAUCUAUCCCUGCUAUGCUUCUUGAUUUGAAUUUCCUCUCGGUUAUGAAAACUCACUGAGUGACCUUAGGCAAGAUAUAUUCAGCCUCAGAAGAUGGCAAAGGCAACCCCCUCUCCAAAUAAACAAAUCUUGCAAAAAAAAAAAAAGCCUACCACUCCCAUGACAGGAUUAACUUAGGUCACUGUAAGUUGGAAGCAACUUGAAAGCAUACAACUGCGACAUGAUCCGUCUUGAUGACCACUUUUUGACUUAUUUGUACCAUCAUAAAUCAAGCUCAAACUUAUCACCCCAUACAGAGAUCUUGUUCCUUGUUUCAGUGUGUCUGUACAUCAGAAGUCACCCUGAUUCCUAAAAAGGUCCUCUGAAACUGAAUGUUGAAUGGGGUUGUAGCAAGUAAUAGUGACAUGUAAAAUCAUCAAUAUGUCUUGGAUCGUUGAAUAGGAGCACUCAAAAUGGAUCAACUCCAAGGAACAAGUUGUGAUAUACUUUAUGAGUUCAUCUUGUAGUAUUGAGGUUAGAAUGGGUAGAAUUUUUCCUAAAUGGCCAUCUUUUGAGUUUCGUUCAAAGGACGUAGAAUAAAUCAACCUGACCAACAUUCCUAAAAUCAAUACAAAGUUAUAAAGCAGGGAUUUUCACAGUUAAUAAAAACUCAAGUAUUUCACCAACCAUGAAUAUUCCUUACUUUUAGCAGUUGACAAUCUGCAUUUUGCCUCUGUGCUAUUUGAAAUACUGCAAACUCCUUCCUCCAGCACCUGCAGGUGAACCAACACUUUCAGGUUAGUCUAAGAGAUGGUUUCACAUUGUUCUCACAAAACCUCUAGUGGGAGAGAUAGUGGAUGACAUAGCAGAGAGCUUGCCAUCUCGGAGCUUGGGGAAAUGAUUUUUAGACCAUAACACUGGUUGUUCUGGCUCAGGGAUUCUGGGUGUUGUAGUCCAAAAAGUAACUUUCCCAAGUUCUGUUCUGAGCAAGUUAUUCUCACUACCACUGCCAUUUCAAUUUUAAGGAGACAACUUUUUUAUCUGAUCAAAUUUUACUAUAUAUUCUUUCUACAGCCUUGUAUUUUAGGUUAAUGUGUCACAGGGUCCAACCAGCAGCCACAAAAAGUGGCUAGCAUCAAACUGGACCUUUCCCCCUCCUAGGUACUUCCCACAGUCUUCAAUCUGUUUGGGAUGGUUUGUUAACUUCAGCUGCGAAGUUUCUUUUCCACCUCAGUUUUGGACCAAGCAUAGCAGGACUAUGCAGAAUACUCAAAGAGGCAUAUUUCCCUGGGAACAGCAAGCAUAAUAUUUCACCUGUACUUAUUUUAAUGUUUUGAAAUUCAGUCCCAGACCUCAGAGAAAAGGAGGCUAGAAAAGAAAUAAAUAACUUGCCACAGAGAUCCUUUAAAACCCAGGGUGUUACUCAUCAGAGGUACAGAAAUGCCCACUGACCUCACAGCAAGCUGGGAAUAGGUAGGGGAAAAAACCAUCUAAUUUGACUGAAAAACUGGUGUGUCAUAAGGCGAAGAGAAAGAAAAUAGGAUAGAGCUUAAUUGAGCCAGUCCUGCAGCACUUGAUCAGAUACCCUUAGUAGCUGAACCCCAAAUCGCUCUCUCUACAAGGAUGUCUGUAGCUGUAGGGAAAGAAGCAGAACUUGGACCUGCUGGGUUUUCUGAACUGUUCUAACAUCAUGUAAUUAAAAACAUUGAAAGCACUUGUCUCUGUUGAAACUUUACUGUACCGGGGGCAGGGGGGAGCACAGAUUCGUGAGUGUAACUUGUCUCAUAUACAGUGUAACCAGUGUAUCUACCGUAUGCUCCCUGUGUCAGCAGGAGAAAUCUGUUGUAUGGGAGAAAAACUGUAACAACUCUUAGCAGCCUGCAAUUAAAAAGAGUUUCUUCUUUACCAUGCAA